Onychomys torridus (southern grasshopper mouse) is the source of this 4285-nucleotide messenger RNA. RefSeq names its product OPA1 mitochondrial dynamin like GTPase (gene Opa1). Gene Ontology annotation, molecular function: GTP binding; GTPase activity; microtubule binding. Bases 187 to 3234 code for a protein of 1015 amino acids. Gene Ontology annotation, cellular component: cytoplasm; mitochondrial membrane; microtubule. The record is from RefSeq and is a predicted model, not a curated record. Lineage: Eukaryota; Metazoa; Chordata; Mammalia; Rodentia; Cricetidae. Gene Ontology annotation, biological process: mitochondrial fusion. The transcript has 31 exons.
GACUACGGGUGCCUGGCCGUCUCUUGCGGAAGUCCAUGCGCCGUUGGGAGGGACUCGGCGGCUGCUCUAUGCCCUUGUUGCCGAGGGCCUUUUCCUGGGUCAUUGCGGGAGCAGGAGUCGGACUGUGGCCGACACGGGGCUCCCACGUGGCCGUCUAGGCGCCUGUGUGUGGUCUGCGCUGGCGGGAUGUGGCGAGCACGCCGGGCGGCCGUGGCCUGUGAAGUCUGCCAGUCACUAGUGAAACACAGCUCUGGCAUUCAAAGAAACUUCCCACUCCAAAAACUACAUCUGGUUUCACGAAGUAUUUAUCGUUCACAUCAUCCCGCCCUAAAGCUUCAAAGACCCCAAUUAAGGACAUCAUUUCAACAGUUCUCUUCUCUAACUAACCUUUCUUUACAUAAAUUAAAACUGUCUCCAAUUAAAUAUGGCUACCAGCCCCACAGGAACUUUUGGCCAGCAAGGUUAGCUGCAAGGCUCUUAAAACUUCGAUAUAUCAUACUGGGAUCUGCUGUUGGAGGUGGCUAUACAGCCAAAAAAACCUUUGAUGAAUGGAAAGAUAUGAUACCAGACCUUAGUGACUAUAAGUGGAUUGUGCCUGACUUUAUAUGGGAAAUUGAUGAGUAUAUUGAUUUGGAGAAAAUUAGAAAAGCCCUUCCCAGUUCGGAAGACCUUGCUAAGUUAGCUCCAGACCUGGACAAGCUUGCUGAAAGCUUCAGCUUACUGAAAGAUUUCUUCACCACAGGUCACAAAUUGGUUAGUGAAGUCAUAGAAGCUUCUGGCCCACUUCUCUUGUUAGGUCCACCCGGAGAAACAGCAUUUAGAGCAACAGAUCAUGGAUCCGAAAGUGACAAGCAUUAUAGGAAGGGUCUGCUUGGUGAGCUCAUUCUCUUACAACAGCAAAUUCAAGAGCACGAAGAGGAAGCACGCAGAGCCGCUGGCCAGUAUAGCACGAGCUAUGCCCAACAGAAGCGCAAGGUGUCAGACAAAGAGAAGAUUGACCAACUUCAAGAGGAACUUCUGCACACACAGUUAAAAUAUCAGAGGAUCUUGGAGCGUUUGGAAAAGGAGAACAAAGAGCUGAGAAAAUUGGUUCUGCAGAAGGAUGACAAAGGCAUCCAUCAUAGGAAACUUAAGAAAUCUUUGAUUGAUAUGUAUUCUGAAGUUCUUGAUGUUCUCUCCGAUUAUGAUGCCAGUUACAAUACACAAGACCAUCUACCACGGGUUGUUGUGGUUGGAGAUCAGAGUGCUGGAAAAACAAGUGUGUUGGAAAUGAUUGCUCAAGCGCGGAUAUUCCCACGAGGCUCCGGGGAGAUGAUGACCCGCUCUCCAGUGAAGGUGACUCUCAGCGAAGGUCCUCACCAUGUGGCCUUGUUUAAAGAUAGCUCUCGGGAGUUUGAUCUUACCAAGGAGGAAGACCUUGCGGCAUUAAGACAUGAAAUCGAACUCCGAAUGAGGAAAAAUGUGAAAGAAGGUUGUACUGUUAGCCCUGAGACCAUCUCUUUAAACGUCAAAGGCCCUGGACUGCAGAGGAUGGUGCUUGUGGACCUACCCGGUGUGAUCAAUACUGUGACAGCAGGCAUGGCUCCUGACACUAAGGAAACUAUUUUCAGUAUCAGCAAAGCUUACAUGCAGAACCCUAAUGCCAUCAUCCUGUGUAUUCAAGAUGGAUCUGUAGAUGCUGAGCGCAGUAUUGUUACAGACUUGGUCAGUCAAAUGGAUCCUCAUGGAAGAAGAACCAUAUUUGUUUUGACCAAAGUAGACCUGGCAGAAAAAAAUGUAGCCAGUCCAAGCCGGAUACAACAGAUAAUUGAAGGCAAGCUCUUUCCAAUGAAAGCUCUGGGUUAUUUUGCUGUUGUAACAGGAAAAGGAAACAGCUCUGAAAGCAUCGAAGCUAUAAGAGAAUAUGAAGAAGAAUUUUUUCAGAAUUCAAAACUCCUGAAGACAAGUAUGCUCAAGGCACACCAAGUCACCACGAGAAAUUUAAGCCUUGCUGUGUCCGACUGCUUUUGGAAAAUGGUUCGAGAGUCAGUUGAACAACAGGCUGAUAGCUUCAAAGCCACACGGUUUAACCUGGAGACGGAGUGGAAGAAUAACUACCCUCGCCUGCGAGAGCUCGACAGGAAUGAACUAUUUGAAAAAGCUAAAAACGAGAUCCUUGAUGAAGUUAUCAGCCUGAGUCAGGUUACUCCAAAACACUGGGAGGAAAUCCUUCAGCAGACUCUGUGGGAAAGAGUGUCAACUCACGUGAUUGAGAACAUCUACCUUCCGGCCGCACAGACCAUGAAUUCAGGAACAUUUAACACCACAGUGGACAUCAAGCUGAAACAGUGGACUGACAAGCAGCUUCCUAAUAAAGCAGUAGAGGUGGCUUGGGAGACGCUCCAAGAGGAAUUUUCCCGCUUCAUGACGGAACCCAAAGGAAAGGAGCACGACGACAUAUUUGACAAACUCAAGGAGGCCGUGAAGGAGGAGAGCAUCAAACGGCACAAGUGGAAUGACUUUGCAGAGGAUAGCUUGAGGGUCAUUCAGCACAAUGCUUUGGAAGACCGGUCCAUAUCAGACAAGCAGCAGUGGGAUGCAGCCAUUUACUUUAUGGAAGAGGCACUUCAAGCUCGGCUCAAGGAUACUGAAAAUGCUAUUGAAAACAUGAUAGGCCCAGACUGGAAAAAGAGGUGGUUGUACUGGAAGAAUCGGACCCAAGAGCAGGGUGUUCACAAUGAAACCAAGAAUGAAUUGGAGAAGAUGCUGAAGUGUAACGAGGAACACCCAGCUUAUCUUGCAAGCGAUGAGAUUACCACAGUCCGGAAGAACCUGGAAUCUCGAGGGGUCGAAGUGGAUCCAAGUUUGAUUAAGGAUACUUGGCAUCAAGUUUAUAGAAGACAUUUCUUAAAAACAGCUCUAAAUCAUUGUAACCUUUGUCGAAGAGGGUUUUAUUACUACCAGAGGCAUUUUAUAGAUUCUGAGCUGGAAUGCAAUGACGUGGUCCUCUUCUGGCGGAUACAGCGUAUGCUGGCCAUCACUGCCAACACAUUAAGACAGCAACUUACAAACACUGAAGUUAGGCGACUAGAGAAAAACGUUAAAGAGGUAUUAGAAGAUUUUGCUGAAGACAGUGAGAAGAAGAUUAAAUUGCUGACUGGCAAACGGGUUCAGCUGGCUGAAGACCUCAAGAAAGUUAGAGAAAUUCAAGAGAAACUUGAUGCUUUCAUUGAAGCUCUUCACCAGGAGAAGUAGACUGUACCACAAUCCUGCUCAUAAUCACCUCUGCAUACAUUCGAAGAAGGAAACUUCAGAGCCUUGUCCUGUCUCCUUUCUCCUGUUCUACCUUUUCAAUGCAAAAUAAAGUCAUAGGGUGAAAAUGACGUACGUGUGUCACAGGCACUUCAGCCCCAGAAGAACAGCACAAAUGGCACCCCCAGUCUAUGUGCUUGUACUGGCGUGACAGAUUGGGAAAACACAAUUGAUACUCCUCAGAGAUGAGGAGGUGAUCUCAAGUCUUAUGCACGGUGGCACCAAUGCAGUUUGUUAUGGAUGUCAUCAGACAUAUAGUGGUAGUUGCUUUGGAAUAAAACUUAUGGUGAUUUUUUUUAAAGACAAAUUGUGUAUAUGGUGACGGUUGCCUGCUAAGCCGUCAUCUGUCUGCAGUGUUCUGUAUCCAGGACUGUUUGGCUGUAAUAAUUCAGUUUAUGUUCACCACAUGAAAGAAAGCUGGUUUAUAAAAGAACGCUUCAGACAGGUUAACUUGUGUUGGACAGUUCAGUGUGUAUUCAGUGAGAGAAAUGCCCUCCAUUGCCAGCUUAAAAACUCACCUUGGAAGCCAAUAGCAGCAGCUUACCUCGGUUGCUGUUUUUUACACUCUCUGUAUCUAUUUGCAAUUAAUUCUUGUUGAAUAUUGUGUGCUUUACGUCAGCACUAUGGUACUAGUAGGGGCUCUCCUGUUGACAGGAUCUUGAAUUCUCCCCCAGAUGGAGACCAUUGAAGGCAAUCAGUUGACCAGUUUCAUUUAGAAUGCUGUCAGAGGUUUGAAUUCGGCCUCAGGAGAGGACUGCACCAUGACUUCCUACACUAGUUUAAAUGACAAUUAUUCUAGCGUGGGAGAACAUUGACCCACCCCUCUUCAAGCUGAAAAUUCUAUUUAAUUCAUUGCAGUUCAGUUACAGUAGUGACCCUCAUAAUAUUUUCAUGUGUUAAAAUUAUAGUGGUUAAAAGACUUUAAAGGAAACAAAUAUGCCAUAUUUUACUUAAACGUCUCUUUCAUUUGCUACCUUUUUUUUUUUUUUUUUUU